Molecule: messenger RNA, 981 nt
Organism: Cylindrotheca closterium
Lineage: Eukaryota; Bacillariophyta; Bacillariophyceae; Bacillariales; Bacillariaceae
Source: the annotation of a GenBank genome assembly
AUGUCAUCCUCAUCAAAACUAGAAGAAGGAGAAGCCCAACAGAAGGGCAUUCAAGUCAUAUGCGCCGGCUUGGGCCGAACAGGAACCAUGAGCUUGACGGAAGCUCUAAACAAGUUGGGAUACAAAACGUAUCAUUAUUUGCACUUUUCGCAUCAAUAUGCUUGGGCAGAAUUGGCCGAUGGCAAGCGCACUCCACAGGACAUAAUCCAAUUGAUUGCCAAAGAUGGCUACACUGCGACGUUGGAGAAUCCAACCUGUGAUAUUUACCAAGAUAUUUUGGCGGAAUAUCCAAAUGCCAAAGUCAUACUUACGGUACGGGACACACCCGAAAAGUUUUGCAAAAGUUGGAAGACUCUCUUUGAUACAAUGGUAUUGACCGAAAAGAAGUUCACUUGGAAGUAUCCCAGCUUUUUUGGCUACAUACCACUCUUUGCCAACUUGAAAAAGAUUCGGUUCUUUAUGGGAACGACUCACCUGGGAUUGAAGCCAGGCGAGUUGACGCAUGGUUGGAGGGAAAAAGGCGAUGAAUGGUUGGCAGAACAAUACAUAAGGCACAAUGAACAUGUCAAAGCGAAUGCGAAGCCAGAAAACCUGCUGAUCUUUAACGUGAAGGAAGGUUGGGGACCAUUGUGCAAAUUUCUUGGAAAGGAAGCUCCACCAGACGACGAACCCUUUCCCAAUGUCCAGGUCAAUACGACAGAAUCACUUUUGGAAUUGCGUAGAUCGUUUCGAACUGUUACCUAUAUGUGGAUUCCAAUGAUUCUCGGACUUGGAGCAACAGCUUUCUUUGCUGUGACCCUCGGAAGAAGCUUCUUCACGGGCGGUUCGAAAUCAGCAACAAGCACGAGCACAAGCACAAGCACAAGGGCACCAUCAUCCCCAUCACAGGCAUCUUCCAAUGCAGAAUUACUGAAAGCAGUUUCCGCUGCUGUUCCAUCUUCACUGUUUCCGCGUGCGAGAUCUUCACAAGGAAGCCUAUGA